AUGGCAUCAAACACCAGCUAUGAUGAGGAUAAGGAGAAUUGGAGGGAAAGAGCUGAGGUGGUCACCAAGCUGUCGCAUCAUGCUUACCUGGAGUAUGCGUCUGAGGUGAUAGAGGAAGCUGUCAGGAACGUCACAGUGCUCAGGAACAAGACCAAUAUACCACAGAGCUCUGUGACUCUGGGCACUCCUCAGCUCAACAAACUGAAACUAGCUCAUCUCAUGCGAAAUCCUGGCAUAAUGCAGCAACAACAUCAUCAGCAGCAUCAGUUGAACUCUGGUGCUGCUGUAGCAGCGGCGGCUGCCGGUGCUGCUGCCACCUACAACGCACUGCACCACCACCACCAUCACCACAACCACCAGCAACAACAGCAACAACACCAUCGGUGUAACUUGCACUCGCUCUUCUGCUCGCAUCCUUCGAUGCAGCACCAGUACCAGAUGGCCGCGGGAUGUUUUGGCCCGCCACUCGUAGCUCCUCAUCACCCAGCUGCUUCAGCUGGACCUCACCACCACCUGCUGCCGCCCCCACCCUCCCACGCACCCCCCAUCUUCGGGCAGCUGGCGCCUCAGAUGCCCGGUGCCAUCGCUGCUCAGAUGCCCCAGCUGGCGCCCUCAGCCCCCCCUCCCCUGCAGUCACACCAGCUGCCUCCUCCACCAUCUGUCACCGGCUCGGCGUCUCAUCAUCCUCCUCCACAUCACCACCAUCAUCAUCAUCCUCACCAUCCACAACACCAACCGCCACCACCACCGCCACCACACCACCACCAGGCUGCACUCGUCACGCCUUUCCCACCUCUCCCGCCUCCACUCCACGCCCUUCACCACUCGCAUCUCCUUCCUGAAUUAAUACGGUGGGGGGCGCAGCGAGGAGGUCUCAACGCCGCCACCAGGAGAGCGGGCGGCGGGUGGCGGACCGCCGCCGCUGCCGUCGUCGCGGCCGCGGGUGCCGUGCCGGGAGGUGGCAUGGGUGGAGUUCCCCUUCCUCCCCAGCCAGCAGGUCACGCCCCUCAAGGCCCCCCUCAGGGCCCUCCCCUCGGUCCCCUCGGUCCCGCACAGGCCUCAGCAGCGGUGGCUGCAGCCACGGCCUCCUACCCCGGGAUCCUCCUGCACUUCUUAGCGAUGUUGAGUCAGCCGACAGCCCUGCACACCCUGAGCGCCGUGGAGCAAGUGUCAGCCGAGGUGCAGGACCCUGAGAACUACGAAGCUCUGCUGCACCUCGCCGAGCGUCUGGGAGACGCUAAGCCACGAGGCCUCAUGCGCCAUGCCAUCGACCAGCUCCCUUCAUACAGGUACACCGGAGAGAAAUGCGACACCAAGCAGACGACGUGCGUCGUGUGCAUGUGCGACUUCGAAGUGCGCCAGAUGCUGCGCGUCUUGCCUUGCUUGCACGAAUUCCAUUCCAAGUGUGUCGACAAGUGGCUCAAGAGUAACCGCACGUGUCCCAUCUGCCGCGGCGACGCAAGUGAAUACUUGAAAGAAGGAACUUCUUCGGAGUAGCGCUUUGUUCAAUAACUAAUUUAUCCUGUCUUUGUGGUCACCUUGCUUCAUCACAACAUGUUUUGAGGAAUAAUUCCGCUUAUCUCUGGGUGUAGAACACGCCACUCUUCGCGACGAGAUAGUCUUGCUGCUUCUCACGAGGUUUUCAGUGUUCAGUUUGACUUCCUGGUUUUAGAAUAAUAUUGGCUGGUUUGCGUUCGUUUUGAGUGGAUGUUAGCACUCGAAUAUUUAUCGACAGUUGAAAUCUUAUUUUAUUCAUGACAUUUAAAUCUCUUUCAUUAUAUCUUUUAGUUUAAUUUACACCCAUCUAGGAAAUGUUAGACAUUGCAUUGAGUUUGGAUCUUGCGCGUCACGUUGCGCUUGUUCAAUUAUUCGAUGAACCGGCCGCCGUCUCGUCCGCGUCUUGCUGCCUCGCUUGCCCGCACUUCAAUUCUUACUCUCACCAAGAGAUUAUAGUUUGAGUCGUGCAUCCGUUCGCCUAACUCGAUAAAUCUUUUCUGACAGAUUAUUCAGUACUGAAAUACCAGUGAUUUUUGGCCUUACGAGUUUCUGAUUUUGUGAUUUUGGCCUUUAGUUUCUGGAUGACGUUGUGCAAAUUUACUCAAUUCAGGUUCGUCAAAUAUAUGACAGCGAUUUUUUCAUCACAAUUAUCGUUGUUUGAUAUAUCAUUGAUUGAUUAAUAACCAAUUUUUAGGCGUCGUUUCCGCUGCAAGAUCCUCGCUGAACACUCGACACUUUCCCAAAAUCAACACCCUUGGUACUUGCCUGGACAUGAGAUCCUCGCGUGAUUGCUUCACACUUAUUACUAGCGCUUCCACUUCUCGUUCCUGGUUCAUCCUUGUUGGUUUGGCGAUGUGUCUGCAUUCUUAGAUGAUUUUUGCUGCUAGUUUUUGCUAGCAUUUUCACAAGUUAACUAAUAGUUUUGUGGUGUGUUUGUUAGUGUUUACUUCAUGUAACGAAAGUUUGUCUUUAAUCAUUCUUAUUUCGAAUUUAUAAAGCUUUGCUUGUAAGUUCGUUGCUCGUCGUGGUUAUUGCUCUUAAUAUUUGUGGUUUUGUUCUAUAAUCCCUAGGAUUUUACCCCUUCAUUCCAUAUGGCGUCAGCGCUGCACAUUAAUAUGUGGUAGUUUAACUGCCCAGUUUUUGGCUUUGCAUGCUCAAUAUUAUCGUCAUUAUUACUACUAUUGUUACUCUUAUUCCUGUGUUGGCAACGGAUAGUUCGUGUUGUCUCUCUAGGUUACAGUUGCAUUCUGUUUUCUUUAUGGACCCGGUAAACUAAACGGCUUUCAUUCUUGUAUCACUUUGUUCUCUCUUGACUUGGCGAAUUUGUACUUUGCGUUUUAAAAGGAAGCAGUGCUUCGCUAUUCUUUUAUAAUUUCUGACAGUUUCUCACCAGUCAUUCAAGUCUGAUUUUCUACCGCUCUUAAUGCAGCCUGCUGUAUACGAAUCAAUUGCUAUAGUUUCUAAGAAUGACUGUUUUAUUUCUGUAAUUAUGUUAGGGUUUGUAUUUAUUUCAUUUUUACGGACUCUUUAACUUUAAAUUACAUUUCUGUAUUAGUUCGUGCACGGUAAUUAGUUCUUACAAAGGAAAUGCUUGCGGCUACAUCGUGCUCAUUAGCAUUGGCUUGGAUCGAUCUUGCCGUUCAUCUCUACACUUUUUCUAAGUUGUACCAAAAAUGUUCAUACGGGUUAUGGCUCUUAGCAAGCUUUUAUUGUGACUCAUCUGCUAUGUGUGGUAAAGGUUUGUUUCAAUUUACGUGUGAAUUAUUAGUACCUACGUUUAUUUGGCUGCUUUGUGCUGUUGCUGCCUUGUGAGCAGCUUUUGGUUUUGUGCUGCAAGGAACGACAUUUUAAUUAGACUUCUUAGCAAAUAUUCGUGCAAAAAGUGAACUUUAAAGGGAUUGUUGUUCUUGUUUUAGUCAAGUGUGGACUUGCCUCAUGACUUUUUUUUACAAAUAACUUUGUUGUGAUGGGAUGUCUCUUUAGGUACUGUAAUUUACAAAAAGAAAUAAUAUUGUUGGAUUUUACAUUAACUUUGUUUUGGUUCUAUUAAUUAGCUUUAAUGACGACUUUCUCAAAGUAUUUCGUUGUUGUUGGUUGAGGUCUAUUUUGAUGCUUGCUUAUAUGUCCUAAACACAAUAAUAACACUUGUAGAAUAAUAGUUUUGAUGGUGGCACGGUAUACUAGAUUGUUGGCGCGUUUCAGCCAGCAAGUAGUUCGCAAAUUAAGUUUUCCGCAUGUUACGAGUGAGUAGUUUUGAAGCGAUCUUCUCCAUGUCUUAGGUAUUUCUUAUUACGUCUCUGGCGCAGCGUUUUGAACCAUUCCUUGCCUAUUACACCCGUGCGUUUAUGGGACGUUACUCGGCAUUCCUUGCUAAUUAUUGUGCUUAGUCGUUUUUCUUCACACUAUAACCUCGAUUGUCUUCAUCCAUUAAUCAUUCAGCCUUCACCAAUGCUUUAAUUCUACCCUGUUAGACGCUAGAUUUUAUCGAUAUUUUCUUCCAUGGAUGAGUUUUUUGCUUGACAUUUUACUGGGGCAUUCGUAUCAAGAUCGCCUCUCACCGUGUGAUAUGACGUUAGUUGGAGCUGUAACAUACGCAUGAUGUGAAGGAACAUGGCGCAUCAAUUUGACGUUUUCGUGGGUGUACGUUAAUGCGCAUCGUAUCCGUGUGUUUUAAAGCGUUGAUGGCUGCUACUGUGUGUGUCGGUAUCAUGCUCAGCGGAGCGUACCAUGCAAAUUGUGUGAUAUUUACCCCCAGUUCAUCACUACCAAUCAAAAUAGACUAAGCUCAGUCAUGCUUGCUCUCUCCACUUCUAGUUGGUUGGCAUUCAAUGUUACGCUCACCAAGAGUAGAACAGUAUAAUGAUACCUUGGCUUUCCCAGUACAGUAUCGUGCAGAACAGUAUGGUAGAUCAGUAUUAGUGGAACAUUCAAAGAAAAUGUUUAAGUCGCAACGAUAAUUGAGCCACCAUCUUCUUCAAAUUUUAAUGUGAAUUAUUAUUCUCAAGUGUUGAAUCACUUGAAAGAAUGAAACUCGCCUCGAUCUUUUUCUUCUAUUGCGUAUAACAGGACUGGUUGUGUAACUUCUAGUAUAGCCUAGAAUUUUUCUCCCAUUUCAGAUGAUAAAGGCUAAAUCCUACCUUUCCUGAUUUUGAUCAUUUUUUUUAUCUUUUACUUGAGAGUGCAGACGAAAAGCGCCACGCAGCUCGGUUAAGAACUUACACCCCAGACUGGAUUGAAACACGCCACCUAUUCUCUGUUGUGUAAACUUAUGAGGAUUACUAUAUUUCUUUGUCAGGGUUGCAUGCAGCGACGAUAGUUUCCGUCCAGCAUUUGUUGACUUAUGAAGAGCGAGGGCCGCCUCCACGCUUGUGUUAUUACACGACGCCUUACGUCCCUGCUCGCUCCCAUCAACCAUACCCAACUUGAAUCCCAAAUUUUGCGCGCAUGUAAAUUUUGAAUUGUUCUAUGGAUGUUGAUUAAUGUUUGCCGUGAUCUUCCAGCUUAAUGAACGGCGUUUUGUCCCCGUGCAUGAGGUUCAUCCAAUUAAAUGUUUGGAAAAUAACUCCCGACCCUAACUUGGUACUGGAAUCGGUUCCUAUAUUUCAUUGUCGUGAAACCUUUUGGCUGCUACCACUCUGCUGCAUAUCAUCCAAAUUCCACAAUUCUCUUGCUCUCUUGUCGACAAAGUGUUAGUAAGUCAUCUUGCACAAAUCAAAAGCUGGCAAUUACGACCGAGAAAUUUCCAGUUCUCUUUAAUGGCUGAGUUCGUCUUAACUAUUUGUAUGUGAAGUGCAUUUGUGUUGUUAUGGACUGCACACAUUCGCUUUUCUUUCUUGAUCUCGCAUGUAACUAACUGCCUUUAUGUGAUUUGACAUGGUAAUGUACACUACACAAGACUGCGCAAUGCUUUUUCAUCAUAAAGCGUUUAAAUUUACUGAAUUGAACAAACUUGUAGAUUGAACUCUUAACAUCAUUUGGAGGCAAGCUCAAAAGUUGUGGAUUGGCCAGUGCAGCUCCAGAGAUUGAGAUGAAGUCUUUAUAAUUGAAUUACUUGAGCGUCACUGAGGUGAAGUCUUGCAUGCAUGGGCUGUAGUUGUGUCUGUGCUUGAGCCAUUUUAUGUCUUCCUCUUGUACCCUGAAUUGAUACCGAUCAUUUUAGUGAUGAUCAUGGUGAUAGUGGUGAUCAUUGAGGCGUUGUUUCACACUCCUGUCUUCAAUCUAACAAGAAAAUGAUAAAAAAAAGCUUUUUCGUGGGUGUAGCGUGAGAAUACCGCGUUCUGAACACAGCUGGAGCGGCACAUCCCAAGUGCAUUGCUCGCGCUGUCGUGUUGAGUGCAGCAGUGUUGUAUUUCUACCUCUUAGAACCCUAGCGUUACUGUUCUGAUCGUGCUCAAACCUCUGUGAGUGAUGCAUUUUUUAGCGCGCUCUGCUGCACUGCGAUUGCUAUAUCCCUAGCUACAAUAAUACAAUUCUAAUUUUAAGAAGUUUAGGAUCGAACCAAGUCUUCGCGCCCGAAGGCCCACACCAAAUACUUGUAGUGCUCUUAACUCUAGACUAGCGAUAUAAUGUUGUUUGAUGUCAUCCAUUCAAUUCUUAGUCCACCUCCUCCUUGUCCUCCUUAUAAACUAACUCUAUUGGAGUUUAUCGAGUUUAUCUCUCUAUUGUGUGUCCGCUUAUAUGCUAUAGCCUUCAAGAAAUACUUUCAAACACUCCCAUACGCUAGAGUUCUCUACGCCUCUUCUUACCUUAGUAUGGAUAUUAGAUACGAACCGCUUCUGCCAUGCACUAGACUUUUGAAACUUUCUUUGUCAUGCCUUUUGGUCUUCUUACUCUUGUCUUAUGGAUGAUCAUUUGUGUGUAGAAAAAUCUUCUCUACAUUAGACUAGAAACGUCUUGCUGGAAGUGUUUCACCUAAGCUUCUAACUGUGCGGCUCGAAACUCCUUGAAUUUUCCUUGGUUUUUAUUAAUACCAAAUUAUCUAAUCAUUAGGUUAGAAUGUAACUUCGGUGCAAAAUUGAAGUCGCACUUGCUACGCUUUCAGUUCCAGCUUCCAAUAUGCUGAUUUCUUUGUUCGCUGUCCAAGUGUUGGUUUCCGUAUUCUGAAUUUGUCGUGUACUUUUGUAUUCAAAAGGGUGCACCCUGCCGCUCAUGUUCAUGUUCAAAAGAUCUAUGUGUAACAUUUGAACGUAAAGACGAGAAUACUUUGAGGACUUGAGGAUUGCUGCUUGGUAUAAAUUUCGCGCUAUUUGUGUCGUAUAUAUUGUGUCAAGGAGUUUCGAGGCUGUUAUUCCUUGUAUGUUUUGUAAGACCAUGUGCCUAUCUACGUCUGUGUUAGUAGAUGACGACUAAACGCCUCCUCUGAUCGCAACGCCGUCUUAAUUAGCACUCAUUCCAUGCCACGAGUGCAGCUUCGCCUCCAUUGCACCCAAUCAAUCUUUACCUAACUUGUGAAAUAUUUUCUUCAACCGUCCUAGGUCUAUAUGCUGUUCAAUUGAUCAUGCACUUAUCAAUCCAAUAUAAAAUUUGUCAAAAUUUAACGCAAAGUAUCUCUCAUUCCGAUAAUUUUAGAAGCUAUUGAAUUAUAAUAUUCCAUAAAGUCUAACUCACCUUUUAACAAAUGCUGUAAGUCAGCCAUUCAGUCUGCAGUUACGACGCCGUGGCGGUUCUUUUGUAUUUGCUCCUACGAAUAAUGUAAGUAGACCAGUUCCUGUAACAAAAAUAAUAAACUUUCCCGAGACCUGAAAAAAAUGCUUAUUCUCCGAUCAUUACACAAAUUUUUGAAAAUAUAUCUCUUCCCUCUGCACAAGAUUUGUUGUGUCCACAAAUUGUGAGUUUCAUGCAACUUUAUUCCGCUAUGGCACCAAUUUUCUCUUUCUAACUCUGCAUGGUUCAUUGUGCAUUCUUGGAUCAUUUGAUUCGCAGGAGGAUUUUUAAAACAUUUCUCCAUAAGAUGUUUCAAUGAAAAUUUGCCUUAUUUCCAUACAGUAAUCACGAGUAAUGUAUAAAUACAAAUUACUUAGAAUCAUCUUUAUUAUUGACAUCGUCUGAAUGUAUCAAACUUGAACUGUUUUGUGAAAAAAGCACACCAGAUUACUUCUUGGCUUAACUUCGCGGAGUUCCGUCAUUUUAGACGUUCCUCAUGGAGGCUGCAAGCUGGAUUCGAAGGCGGUGUUUUUCCUGCGUCUCAAAGUUGGCUUUACUUAGUUGUUUUGGUAGAUUUAUACUCGUGUCUGCACAAAGGCGGAUGCAAACUUCAACUGAUACUCCAGGGUAACUCGAUUCAACUGUCUUCUUGCGUGGAGCUUAUGCCUACUGUGAACACGAAAGUUUUUCUGCACAAGUUCAAGCUGGAUUACGACUCGAAGAAUUUACUUCCUGUGAGCAAACUUCAUCAAUCUGCCCUCGACUAAAAACUCUGCUGCAAGUAUAGCCUAUGGUUCACCUCUAUACGAUGGAAUAGAGUACAAUAAAUUGUCAUGAAACUUCUCCCUCUCAUAUAUAGGCUCCGCGGAAAUUUAUGCGACCCGCACUGUAACAUCAACUUCAACCAUAUGAGAGGGCUUUGCGUGCCAUGUCCUUCGUAUCUCUAGUGCUGCAGGUUGUUCUUGGAACUAUUUUUUAUGUACUUCCCUGCAUAAGACAACAUGGUCAACCCCGGCUUGCGAAGCGCGCGUCUUUCACUACUGUUUUUCUUGCCACCUUCAAAGAAGUUAUCCUUGCCAUUUGGUACCCCGGGCACGCGUUGAAGUGUCGUUGCUUGGUGGUGUGCAUUGAUUUAAUGCCCCACUUCUGAUUCCAUCCAUAGUAAGGUAUGUGUAAAUGUUAAUUGCUAUGACAAAGCUUGAAUCGCGCUUGCUGGGACUGUGACAUUUUCUCUCUCUUUGGACUUUUCUAUGCGAGUGGCGUGUAACUUUUCCCGCCACUGUCCGUCAUAACGAUCACCAGAAGACUGGUUGUGUCGAGUUGACAUCUGCAGUCUCGCCUAGUAUUCCUUACCUGCACACUCUCAGCAGCCUUUUGUAGAAUGAUCGUAGGACAUAUUUUUUGUACUAUUUUGAACAACUUAGCUAGUAUGGUUGCUUAUUAAAAUAUGUGUAAUAAAUUCCUGUUGGGCUCUUGAUAUCAUCGGUAAUCUAGUACUAUUUUCUGAUUAUGCUAUUGCGAAGUUGUGAUUUAUUAGGUAGUGAAAUGCUGAAGUUCGUUUGUAUAGGUAUUCUGGAUGCACGUGUUGUGUUUGGUGCAUCGUGACUUCAUCCUGUCUAUUUUUGCGUACCUUUAGAAGAGCAUUACGUACCAACUUUUGUCCUUGAUGUGUAUGAGUGUCAAUGGCAUGCAGGCUGCAGUACAGGCUACACACCAUUGGUUGGUCCUGUUCUUGGCGAGUCUUAUUCGUUAAGUAUAUGUGAGCGACACAACUUUAUGUUAGCAACUUAGUGUUGCCUUUUGCUAGGCGACACCAAAUUGAAGUGUUUGGAUACGCACUAUACCUUCUUGAUCAUAGUUGUCAAGUCGCUGCUUUUGUAGGUACUUUAGUGAAACUCUUUUUACUGGAGAGGUAUAGUUGUGAUUGUGUGUGUUACUCCUUAGCUUCUACUUAGCGUAUUUUUCUUAUUUUGAUAUUAUCUCUUGUGUAUUAUAAUAAACUUAGCGUUCGCUCAAACCUUUCAAAGCUCGCGCCUUGCUGCAUACGCCAGGCAGGCAGAUACUGCCUCCUAAUCAUGUUGCGCCAUCACAGCUCUUUAGGUUUCGUUUUACGUUUUUGUCAAAACACUAACAAAUUUUCGUGGCGUGUGAUUGUUGGUUUGUGGCAAUAAUUCUCUCUAGAUUUUGUGCAGGUUUGAAAAUUGAGUGUUGAGCUUGGUCCUGUGUUAUACAUCUUGGUGACAUGUAAUGUAUAGCCUGCACGUGCUUGAAUUCCUCACGAUAGUGUGCCUCUUAUGUGUAUAAUCUAACAUCUCCGCAUAGUGGAUUCAGCGCUUUAAUGUGUCUUUCUCUAUUCUAAUAUUUUCUUCUUCUUUCAUAUAAGCGAGACAUUUGAUAUUGGUGUAGUUUUUCAUCGCUCAUUACUAUGGUAGUACAGCAAAAUAAAUACGUAACCAUCGUUUUGAUACCUCAGCUAACACUUGAUUUUUUACUACUCAAAUUUAAUGACAUCCUCGAUAUCCCUUAAAUCAUUAUAAUUCACCUUAGAAAGUGCUUAUGUUUUACACUAAUUGAUACAACUUAUACAUUCUUCUGACCGUAAUCUUGUAACUUUUGACUGCUAUCAAUCAAUACUAUCACCCAUUUGUCAGCUAGGAAUUGAUCUUCGUUUGUGAACCUGAGUGGCUGGAUUGUGUUGAUGGAGGAUGACAACUGCAGUAUUAACCUGACUUGCCAACUGUUGAGUGCUAGUGUGAACGUUUCUUUUACUCACUCAUCCCUUCGAGAGGAGGAAACAAUGAGUAUUAUCGUUGGAAAAGCUAGGUCGACUCGUUUAAUUAUCGUGAGGUGCUUAAACCCGAGUAAUUUACACAUACUCAGUACCAUUUCAAUCUCGUUCCAUCAUCCAUUCAAAGUUAACAUAUUCUACUUAUUAGUUAUCAUUGUACUAAACUUGACCUUUAUAUAUCGCAUCUUUUUCCCUCUUGUUCACUUUAGCGCUCCUUCAGACAGUUUAAUUGAAAAUUUUAAACGAAAAUCGUCUUUUUUGGUUUUGCAAGUGAGAACAAGAGCUUUAUUUGCGUAGCAUUCCGGAAGAAGUGGCCUGGUUCGCUUUCAAUAAUGCUCUCAUUUUAGUCUUGGCUGCAUCAGCACUUCCACAAGCCCUAAAAACUUCUUUGAUAUGCCUGACAAUUGUUUACUCGAUGUACAAGUGUAUGUUAAUGUGAGACUGUACUAACGCUCUCAUUACUGUUUAUAUCUCUAGGGCUCAUUUGUAUAUUAAAGCGUACCUACCGAUGCA
Messenger RNA from Hyalella azteca, 10441 nucleotides. RefSeq names its product RING finger protein 44. Lineage: Eukaryota; Metazoa; Arthropoda; Malacostraca; Amphipoda; Hyalellidae. The record is from RefSeq and is a predicted model, not a curated record. The coding region runs from base 1 to 1497 and encodes 498 amino acids. The transcript has 10 exons.